AUGACUAGUGCAGGCUUUUUGAUGGACGUGGACGAUGUUCAGAUAGCAAUUUUGGACGAGAACAUAAAGACUACCAAUGAGGUCUCGACGGACAUCUCGGCACAGCUAGCGAUGUUGGCCCGGAUAAACAAGCAGGCAGUCUACACAGUGACGCCGCUAAUGCACAAAAUCCAUGAAUUAAAGCUGAGACAGAAGAACUUACAUGCUGUCGACGAGAAGGUUGGCGAGGUGAAAUCGUACGCUGGGCGUGUUCGUCGUCUGCUGGACGUUUUAGAACUGGCGAACAAGCAGCAGGGUGCCGGACUGCGUGGGGUCGGCGACAUUGAGAAAUACAUCGACGCCCUUGACGGGUUGGAUAGUGUGGACUCCGAGCUGAAGGGCCAGGGUCUCGGUGGUUUUGAAGGGUUGAAAGAAAGUCUCGGAGAAGGGGUUCUGGACGGCGAGUUGGCAUUGAAGGCAGCUUUAAUGAACAAGAUGAAAGAAAUCGGUGAGCUCCAGCAGCGAGGGGAUGCUGCCAGCAGCCAGGGCGUACAGGUGCUUGUGGAAGAAAUUAGGCUUAUCUACGCGUACCUUACAGAUGUGAGACAGAUGGCGUUGGAGGACGCGUUGUUGAGGGAUCGGUCGAAUUUCCUCAAGCGGGAAUUGGUAAAGAUUAAGCCCGUGAAGCCGACUCCAAACAAGGACCAAAACUACAUCUACGAUGGGACGCCGACAGGCAGUUUCCCAGACUACACGAAGACGGUGAAAACAGUGGUUGCCCGGGAGAUGCGGCUCGUAACAGAACUUUUCCAGGGACUUGUCGGGUCGCUGCCAAAGCUGCUUUCCAAGGUGAUCCGUCCCAUAACAGACGCCUACAUUUACGAACUCAGUGGGCUGGUGGAGUUCAUCGAGAUGCGCCGGCUCUCGUACAACACGAUGUACUAUGAGGUUGCCACGGGCGCCUCGAUGAUGGUUUCUUGGAUGCUUGAGAGCCAGCUGGAGCCAUCCAGCACGCUUCAGCAGCUCUCCGAGCGGUGCAACACCCAGGCUCGCAACACCUUCAAGGACUUCUUCGAGUACGUUCGCAGCCGCUACAGCGAGAUGGUGGUCAGCAGCGACACCGCUGCGCCAGAGACGUUGAACAACACAUUCAUGCUUGUGGCAACAAGAAUCCACAAGAUGACCGUUUUCCGGUCGUACCAGCUUGACUUCAUUUCAGGCAUGACCAUGAACGAAUGGCUUCCUACAGCGCUGCCCACCGGCUUUGUUCCGGAGAAGGACGUGUCCAGCGACCCGCAGUUCCUCCUCGGGACAUUCUACAGCGACCUCAUCGAGUACUCCUUCUACUCUCUUGCUUCCCGCUUCCAGGAGAAGCACCGCAGCGACGAGGCAAUUGGCAUCAUGCUUCUUUUCAACCUCGAUGGCCUCCAGAACCUCCUCGAGGGAACUUCUGUCCUCAAGCAGAUCAUUGGCAAACGCGGUCUCGAGCGUUACGAACGACUCAAGAAGAAGGCCAUGGACAAGGCCGUCUCCCCCUGGUCGACGCUUGCCGCCCGUCUUAUGACCGCCAGCACCAAGCAGGGCGGCCAGCUCAGCAUGGGUAACAAAGAGCUUGGCCGUUUCAUCGACGAAUUUAAUACCCGGUUCGAGGAGCAGUGUGCUUCCUUCCGUCGCAAGGAGGUACCACCUUUCUUCCGCCAACAGAUGGUCGCUGACGUCAGCAAGACGCUUGUUCCGUCGUACAAGAUUUUCUACGCCCACGCUGGUGGCGCAGGCGGUCGUGGUGUGGCGAAGCAUUUUCAGCUGACGCCGGAGGAACUGGGGCAGCGGCUUGCCCGAUUGGGAUAG
This is a messenger RNA of Pichia membranifaciens NRRL Y-2026, 1827 nucleotides long. RefSeq lists its product as hypothetical. Gene Ontology annotation, biological process: exocytosis. Bases 1 to 1827 code for a protein of 608 amino acids. The transcript has a single exon. Gene Ontology annotation, cellular component: exocyst. Gene Ontology annotation, molecular function: phosphatidylinositol-4,5-bisphosphate binding. NCBI's taxonomy places the organism in Eukaryota, Fungi, Ascomycota, Pichiomycetes, Pichiales, Pichiaceae. The record is from RefSeq and is a predicted model, not a curated record.